Messenger RNA from Lotus japonicus, 1123 nucleotides. RefSeq lists its product as uncharacterized. Bases 145 to 930 code for a protein of 261 amino acids. The transcript has 3 exons. The record is from RefSeq and is a predicted model, not a curated record. Gene Ontology annotation, biological process: positive regulation of DNA repair. NCBI's taxonomy places the organism in Eukaryota, Viridiplantae, Streptophyta, Magnoliopsida, Fabales, Fabaceae. Gene Ontology annotation, cellular component: BRCA1-A complex; BRISC complex.
AUAACAUAAUCCAUCAUUAUUUUGCAUUUAUUAGUCCAUUAAUUAGGGCCUUGUCUGAAGGUAGAAAAGGAACCAAGUAACUGAAGGAGGCACACGGUGUUCUUCAAUCAAUCAAGAAUCGAAGAAGAAAUCAGAGAAAUAUAAAUGGAAGAAGGAGACAGGAGGAGCAGGGAAGAAGGAAGCAGCAGGUACACUCUGCAACCCUCACGAAUCUGCAACGAAGACAUUCUCUUCUGCAUCGACAUCGAUCCUCAAUCUCUCGUCGAGAUGAAAACCGCCACCGGACACAACGGCAGACCCCUCACCCGCUUGGACUCCAUCAAGCAAUCCAUCCUUCUCUUCGUCCAUUCCAAGCUCACCAUCAACCCCGAUCACCGCUUCGCUUUCGCCACUCUCUCCAACACCGUCUCAUGGCUGAAGAAAGAUUUUAGCAGUGAUGUUGAAUCAACAAUGGCAGCAAUGAGGGGUCUUUCAGCUACCAAUAUCAGUACCCAACCAGACCUCACCAAUUUGUUCAGACUUGCUGCUCAUGAAGCUAAGAAAUCGCGUGCCCAAGGUCGCAUUUUAAGAGUGAUUCUAUUCUAUUGCAGAUCAAAUGUGCGCCCACAGCAUCAGUGGCCUGUGAACCAGAAGCUCUACACUCUGGAUGUCAUGUACCUUCAUGACAAGCCUGGACCUGAGAAUUGCCCUCAGGAGGUCUAUGAUACACUGGUGGAGGCUCUUGAACAUGUUAGUGAGUAUGAGGGCUAUAUCUUGGAGAGUGGACAGGGGUUAGCGCGUGUUGUUUUCCGUCACGUGUUAAUACUGCUGUCACAUCCUCAGCAGCGCUGCAUUCAAGAGAACAUUGACAUCCCGAAGUCACUUGCAAAGAAGGCUCCUCAGGGGGAGCCAAUGGCUACUGAAGAGAAUGCUCCUGUUUCCACCCAAUGAGAAGUAUGUCAUUGCAUGAUAAGUUUUAGUUCUCUCAUGUUAUGUAGGUUGUUGGUUUCAUUUGUGUGGCUUAUAUUGUAAAAAGAUGUUGAUCUUACAAGCAGUAUCUUGCAUUGUAUGCCCUGAUAAUUUUCUGUAAAUCAUGCAUAUCUGUAUUUUGUUUGAAAAUUUUAAAUGGAUUUUCAAUUUGUCA